Molecule: messenger RNA, 1457 nt
Organism: Menidia menidia (Atlantic silverside)
Lineage: Eukaryota; Metazoa; Chordata; Actinopteri; Atheriniformes; Atherinopsidae
Source: the annotation of a GenBank genome assembly
AUUCCUCUUUCUAGCCGGCGCCUGAGAAUGGGUAUCUCAAGGGACAACUGGCAUAAACGCCGCAAGACCGGCGGUAAACGCAAGCCCUACCACAAGAAGAGGAAGUAUGAGCUCGGACGUCCUCCCGCAAACACAAAGAUCGGGCCACGUCGUAUCCACACGGUGAGGGUCCGUGGUGGUAACAAGAAGUACCGUGCUCUGAGGCUGGAUGUUGGAAACUUCUCAUGGGGCUCUGAGUGCUGCACACGCAAGACCAGGAUCAUCGAUGUGGUCUACAACGCCUCCAACAACGAGCUGGUCAGGACCAAGACCCUGGUGAAGAACUGCAUCGUCCUCAUCGACAGCCUUCCCUUCAGGCAGUGGUAUGAGGCCCACUACGCCACUCCUCUGGGUCGCAAGAAGGGAGCCAAACUGACCCCUGAGGAGGAAGAGGUCCUGAACAAGAAGAGGUCAAAAAAGACCCAGAAGAAGUACGACGAUCGUAAAAAGACAGCCAAGAUCAGCUCUCUCCUGGAGGAGCAGUUUCAGCAGGGAAAGCUGCUCGGUUGCAUCGCCUCCAGACCCGGCCAGUGCGGCAGGGCAGAUGGCUACAUCCUGGAGGGGAAGGAGCUGGAGUUUUACCUGAGGAAGAUCAAGGCCAAGAAAGGCAAAUAGAUGUACAGCUAUUUGAUACGUCAAUAAAAUCCAACUGUCCCAAAACCAUCUGCUGUCACUCAUUUAUUGAUCAGAUAGGAAGUUAAUGUCCCAGAGGAGCCUCUAACGGAGUGAAAAACAUAACCAUUUUAACUUUUGUACUGGGAAUGAAGCAAACGGUGUCGCCUUAAGAAAGGGGUGACUGAGACUGAAUCCAAGUAAUGAAAGUUUAAUGUUUUUGACUCGGUAUCGGCACCCUUUGGUAUUUAAAGAAGACUGACUGGAGUGUUUUCUGCUGAGUGCAGUUUUAAUUUGUACAAGAUGUUCCGAAGUUCAGAAAAAUGUCCAGGACAUGUGAUGCCACUGUUGAUGUAGAAACAUAAUGUAAGUGAAUUUUCCAAACUUUUGGGCCUUCUUUAAAGUUGAGUCGGUCACUGAAGGUAAAACGUGUCCUCUGCUGGCAGCCUCGCUGCUCUACAGUCUGAAUGAGUGUCCUCUGGGUGCCCUGGGCAAUGUUGUACACACUUCAGCACCCCUCUGUAACAGAUGGGUAUACAUCAGAUAGCUGGAUAUAUUUAAUUAGAUUCAUGGCUUGUUCAGGAAAAUAUCAUUUUACUUCCUGGAGUUGAUUUAGUCUUUGACUAAUCUUUGGUUGUUUGUGCCAUUUUGUGAGACUUAUCACUGAACCCAUGACUAGAUGAGAGGUCUUACAGUUUUUAAAUAAAUCCUAUAUGUGUGUUUGUAUCUUUGUCUCUUUAAGUCUUAAAGUAUCUUUUCUGUAAUUUAGGCUUCUAGCAGUUAUAUUGUGUUCCAGGUUUGGCUGU